Temnothorax curvispinosus is the source of this 4247-nucleotide messenger RNA. RefSeq names its product cohesin subunit SA-2 (gene SA1). NCBI's taxonomy places the organism in Eukaryota, Metazoa, Arthropoda, Insecta, Hymenoptera, Formicidae. Gene Ontology annotation, biological process: sister chromatid cohesion. Gene Ontology annotation, molecular function: chromatin binding. Gene Ontology annotation, cellular component: nucleus; chromatin; cohesin complex. The transcript has 18 exons. The record is from RefSeq and is a predicted model, not a curated record. The coding region runs from base 1 to 3840 and encodes 1279 amino acids.
AUGAUGCACAGACGGGGAGGCAAGCGGAUCCGCAUGGACGAUCCGGUGCCGCCGGAGUACGAGACCCCGAUGACGCCGAUGACUCCGAUGAACGACAAUUCCGCCGGGGACGCGAACGACUACAACGCGUACACCCCGUAUAAUCAGGCGUCUCAGACUCCGCUGCACAAUCCCACUCCGGAGCAUUAUUCCUCCGAGAGCCACAGUUCACCGGGCACGUCUCAACAGCAAUACCAGGAACAGGCGGGAAACUUUGACAAUCAGGCGCAAUUCGAGGCUCCUGCAACGCCAGCAGCAUCUAACAUGAGAAUCACAAGGAACACUCGUGCAAGGAUGCGUGGAGGCGUAGUACAGCAACCCAAGUACAAAGAAGUCGAUACAGACUACGUUCCAUUGCCCAGCAACAGAGGUAGAGGAGGCGGUGGACGAGGACGUAACAAAAGAGCACAUCAUACGCACAGUUUGGAAGAUGAAGCUAGUCUUUAUUACGUUAUUAGAAAUAAUCGGUCUUCGCUCACUACUAUUGUUGACGACUGGAUAGAAAAGUACAAAAGCAACAGGGAAAACGCGCUGCUCAUGUUGAUGCAGUUUUUCAUCAAUGCGAGCGGUUGCAAAGGUCGCAUCACUUCCGAGAUGCAACUGACCAUGGAACAUGUGGCAAUUAUUCGCAAGAUGACUGAGGAAUUCGAUGAGGAAAGUGGCGAAUAUCCGUUAAUAAUGACAGGACAGCAGUGUAAAAAGUUCCGUGCAAACUUUUGUGAAUUCGUUCAAAUUCUCGUUCGACAAUGUCAAUAUUCGAUUAUCUAUGAUCAGUUUCUAAUGGAUAACGUUAUUUCUUUACUAACUGGACUGUCGGAUUCACAAGUGAGGGCGUUUAGACAUACUGCAACGCUUGCCGCUAUGAAAUUAAUGACAGCUUUGGUAGACGUUGCAUUGACUGUAUCCAUAAAUUUGGACAAUACGCAACGGCAGUAUGAAGCCGAGAGACAAAAGGCUCGAGAGAAAAGGGCGGCAGACAGAUUGGAGUCUUUGAUGGCGAAGCGAAAGGAAUUGGAAGAGAACAUGGAUGAGAUAAAGAACAUGCUUACAUAUAUGUUCAAGUCUGUUUUUGUCCAUAGGUAUAGGGAUACCUUGCCGGAAAUACGCGCAAUUUGUCUGGCAGAGAUCGGAGUCUGGAUGAAGAAAUUCCACCAAAAUUUCUUAGAUGAUUCCUAUUUGAAAUAUAUUGGCUGGACUUUGCAUGAUAAAGUUGGAGAAGUUAGACUUAAAUGCUUGCAGGCGUUACAACCAUUGUACGCCUCAGAGGAAUUAAAAACGAAGCUCGAGCUGUUCACAAGCAAGUUCAAGGACAGAAUCGUCGCGAUGACGUUGGACAAGGAAUAUGAUGUAGCGGUGCAGGCUGUGAAACUUGUUAUUUCGAUCUUGAAGCAUCACAGAGAGAUCCUUAGUGAUAAAGACUGCGAACACGUGUACGAACUUGUUUAUUCCUCGCAUCGUGCGGUCGCGCAGGCCGCCGGUGAAUUUCUGAAUGAACGUUUAUUCCGUCUAGAUGACGAAGCCCCAGUCGGUGUUAAGACCAGACGCGGCAAGAAACGAUUGCCGAAUACGCCACUUAUACGCGAUCUUGUUUUGUUCUUCAUCGAAUCCGAAUUACACGAGCACGGAGCGUAUCUCGUUGAUUCUCUAAUUGAAACUAAUCAAAUGAUGAAGGAUUGGGAGUGCAUGACGGAUCUCUUAUUAGAGGAAGCUGGUCCCGACGAGGAAGCGUUGGACAAUCAGAAAGAAACGUCUCUCAUUGAAUUGAUGGUGUGUUGCAUAAAACAAGCUGCUACGGGCGAAGCACCGGUCGGUCGUGGACCCACUCGAAAAAUUCUGUCGGUGAAAGAACUUAAACAAGUUCACGAUGAUAAGCAAAAAUUGACGGAACAUUUUAUUCAAACGUUACCACUGUUACUCGAUAAGUAUAGGGCAGAUCCUGAAAAAUUGGCGAAUUUACUCGCAAUCCCGCAAUAUUUUGAUUUGGAUAUUUACACAAAAUCUAGACAAGAAAUGAAUUUAGAUUCUCUUUUAAAUAAAAUCCACGCGAUCGUAGAAAAAAUGCACGAUACCGAAGUUUUGGAUACGGCGGCUAAAACCUUAGAACAUAUGUGUGUGGAAGGUCAUGCUAUUUUUACCAGAUGUGAUGUCGCUCGUUCAACUUUAAUCGAUUUCAUUGUAAAUAAAUACAAAGAAGCGAUUGAUGAAUAUAGGAAUUUGAUUGAGGGAGACGAGGAACCGGACGAAGAUGAGAUAUUUAACGUUGUCCAAUCACUUAAAAAAGUUUCCAUCUUUUAUGCCUGUCACAAUAUGAAUCCAUGGGGCAUAUGGGAUUCGUUGUACAAGGAUAUUGAGGAUGCAAAGGAUCCUUCAAAAUCCUUACCGGACAAAGCAGUUAAGUACUGCAUAAGCGCAUGCUUCUUCGCCAUUUUGUGGGGCGAAAAUCAUUUGAUGGAAGCUGUGGACUCGGCCAGUCGUGGCGAGGACGAAUGCCGGCAGUUGAAGGAACGACUGCAUUCAUUUAUGGGUUCAAUGCGCCAUUUCGUCAGCGGCGAUAGUAGCGGCACGCCAUCGCCGCCGAUCUUGAGGGAAGUUGCGUACAACACAAUAUGCGAUUUGUUGGUUGUAUUCUGCAAUCAACUGACUACGCAUACUAAUCCCUUGUUGCAUCAGUUAGUGUACGAGCCGGACCAAGCAAUGCAAAACAUGCUCAAUAGAUUUAUACAAGAGUAUGUUUUCUUCGAAGAAGAGGAUGAAGGGCAUGAUGAACACUCUAAAAUCGAAGAGCUGCAUAAACGAAGAAAUUUCUUAGCUGGCUAUUGCAAGUUAAUUGUAUACAAUAUGAUCCCCACGAAAGCUGCAGCGGAUGUGUUCAAGCAUUACGUCAAAUAUUACAACGAUUACGGCGAUAUUAUUAAGACCACGUUAGGGAAAGCAAGAGAUAUCAAUAAAACGAAUUGUGCGCUAACGAUGCAACAAAGCUUAAAUAUUUUGUACAACGAGAUAAUGACCGAUAAGGGCAAGGUGAACAGAAACAGCGAAGAAUUCACCGCGAUAAAGGAACUUGCGAAACGAUUUGCUUUAUCCUUUGGUUUGGACGCCGUGAAAAAUCGCGAAGCAAUAACGGCCUUACACCGUGCAGGAGUGUUAUUCGUCAUCACUCCUCCAGAUGGUGUCGAACAGGAUCCCACAGGCCCCCCACCGAAUUUACCGUUCCUUGAGAUAUUGUCCGAAUUCACAAAUAAGCUUCUCAAACAGGAUAAACGUGUAGUACUCAACUUUCUGGAUAGACGGUUACAAGCUGGAAUGCCGUCUUCACGAGGGGAAGAUUGGCAGCCUUUACUAUUGUACAGAAAUAGUUUAUUACAUGGUGAAACUGAUCAAGUGCCAGUUACAAGUAAACGAGCUUAUACAAGACGCAAGAAAGAUCAAUUAGCAGAGGAAGAGGAUGCUGAUGAACCUGAUGAAGGUUCUGAUCACGAACUUGCUGGCAAACAGAAGAAAAAGCGUGGUCCACGGAAGAAUCAAUUACCAGUUAAUAAAGUAGUGAUAACACGUGGACCCAGAACAAAUGCUUUCUACGAAAAUAAUGAUACCGCACAAACGCAAGCAUCUCCUUCAGCAAUUAUAGAGGACACCUCAACGAGUCCUUCGCAAGACAUUGAUAACAGACUCAAAACUUUACAAAUACAGUCAAAAUCACGACGAAGUCAAGAGCGUGUAGAGCAUAGGGAAUUGCGGAGAACCUCUAGAAACUCAGGGAGAUACGUCGAGGGGCAAUAUAUGGAAUCUGAUUCCGAGUAAGAGACAUCGUAAUUCUUAAAUGCUUCGCUCUCUUGUAUUCUUAAAUUCAGAUAAUUGGAUUGUGAUAUGUAUUCGAAGCAGCUAUACAUUUUGAGAAUUACAAAAGCAUACUUAACUGAUAAUAGAGCUUUUAGAGCAAGUAUCGAUAUGUUUUGAUAGAUGAAUAUUCUGUUACAAAGCGAUUACACGUAAGAGAAAAAUUUUAAUUUUUUUGCGGAAUCGAAUUUAUUUCAUUAUAUGUCAUGUUACAAAUAACACAAUAUAUAUAUACAUAGAUUCCAUAUAAAAAUGAGUACUAUAAAAGAAUUAUCUUUCUCUCUUUGUCUGUCUAUCUAUCUAGAAAUUAUUAACUAUCUAGAAGUUAUUAACUAUUUAAUAACUUCUUUAAAUAAACAGAUACAAUUCAU